Molecule: messenger RNA, 998 nt
Organism: Annulohypoxylon maeteangense
Lineage: Eukaryota; Fungi; Ascomycota; Sordariomycetes; Xylariales; Hypoxylaceae
Exons: 3
Coding region: 64-897 (277 amino acids)
Molecular function (GO): peptidase activity
Source: RefSeq, a predicted model, not a curated record
ACAUCACCAAUUAUCGUCUACUUAGAUAUACACAGCCUACCAAUCAUAGUUGUAGUUAUAAGAAUGGGCUUCGAUGCUUUAUUGAAGUUAAAAGGUGCUGGAUUGGCUACAGAAGAAUAUCUGAAGGAGAAAUGGGGGCGCAGAAAAUCCCGGGAAAUCCUAGCGACGAGAGAAGACGCAGCUAGAGCCGAGCAAGAGAGGCUUCGACAGGAGAAAAAUGGAUUUCUCCGCUUGGUUUUGGCAAAAAUUACCGGAGAGUCGGUCGUUGAGAUGCCGCCAUUAGAAUGCAAUCCGACAACGUCCCAUAAAGCCGUCUUUUUAGUCACUAUACCAAUCGAGUUCGGCGUGUUUGAACUAUCAAGGAAUUCCUAUAACUUGCUUGCCAAGCAUGUCGGUAUGAGUCUAAACAGUGUCAGUCAUUGGGCCCUAUGCGUAAUUGAUCGUGGCUUCAAUCCUUCCUACUGUUACGAUUUGAUGAGCGACCAACUAGCGCUCAACGCUAUCGGCAAGAACUUCUUUCGUGUGACAGAUGUUGUUGCUACAUACAUCGAGACAUGGAGCUCAUGUUAUUAUGUUGGCGAGACAACAAGAUCGCAUCAAGAGAUCCAAGAGCUAGGGCUUCACCACAUGGCGCUACAUCCACGUUAUAAUCUCUUGACAAGCAACUGCCAGGAUCUUGCGGAAAGUCUAGUUAAGCAAUUGUGCGAUGGUAAAGUUAUCAGCCAAGCAAAACUGAGCGAGGAGUUGUCUUUGGCAUCACCGAAACUUGCCUUAGAUCUUAUGGUGGCGCGAUUGAGAUCUAAAGUAGAAAUAUCGAAAGAACAUGAGAACAGUGAAACUGUGAAGGAAGAUAUGGAUAUCAUCAAAGGAUUGCUCCAUAAAGUCCAUCACAGAUAACCCGUACUAUAUUCUAAUCAGAAGACGGGAACGGAAGUAAUGCAUAAUUGUAUAUGAAUAUGAAUAUUUUAAUAGAUUAUGUAUGUUACUUAUUUUGACAA